Lentinula edodes (shiitake mushroom) is the source of this 1570-nucleotide messenger RNA. RefSeq lists its product as uncharacterized. Gene Ontology annotation, cellular component: cytoplasm. Lineage: Eukaryota; Fungi; Basidiomycota; Agaricomycetes; Agaricales; Omphalotaceae. Bases 35 to 1444 code for a protein of 469 amino acids. The record is from RefSeq and is a predicted model, not a curated record. The transcript is spliced from 2 exons.
UCGUAUAACACGUCCUGUAACUUCCGAGUCUACAAUGUCUACUAAUGUCAAAUCUUCUCGAAAUCCAUUUCGCAAUCGAGCAAUAACUGAUGAUACUCAGACGCAGUCAUCAUCAACAAACGAAGUCUCUUCUUCCUCUGUGUCCACCCGUCCUGUAACACCUCCUGCCUCAGUAUCUGCGCCAUCCGUACAUAAUGACCAUCCGGUUAACCACCAGCGCUCAUCACCACCAUCGACACCUUCCACUUCCUCCUCGACGGAUAUUCUGAACGAGGAGCUUCCUCCAGCUUACACUUUUACGCCAGAUUCCACUCAUGGGGAGCAAACUGUUGAAUACGGUCCUAGGAGACCUUUUCAAAAUGCUCCGCCUCCAAUAAGUCCUUCUCAUCCACAGCAUCCCCUCACUGCCAAUUCGACUGGAUGGUCUACUAUUCAGAAUAAUGUUAUACCACCACCACCUUCUCAACCUCAGUCUUUGUGGCAGCAGAUUACGGGGCAUCUUGCGGACCAACUAACGGGCCUUUCAACUGGCUCGCAAUACGAUAAUCGCCACGGACCAUAUUCCAUCCCACACCACAGUGGAUACAGCCACCCAUCUCCGUCUCCAUCACAAUCCCCCUGGACAUCACAACAAGCUUCUAGUUCCGUUGAACCACCUCCUUUACCUCCUCGCCGUAAUGCUUCACAAAUGUCCCCGACCUCAGAAUUCGCUCAGGAAUUCUACGCUGCCGGUACAGGUUCUCCUUCGGACAAUGUUACUGAGGCUAUCCGAUAUCAACCUCCUCUGGGUCCUCCGCCAUCAGGAUCCCCGCGAACUCCUGAUGAUGAUGGUAGGCCAACAAAGACACCCGUGCCAGGACAUCCACUCUUGAAUCACGGCAGGUUGCUUGUAUAUCCACCAGGUUUCCAAUGUGAAAAAUGUCGUAACGUCGGAUACAAACAAAACGACCCAUCAAAUCCUUGUCGGAAAUGUUGGUCAAAGUAUGCCAAACCUUUUUCGGGUGCUAUUACAUAUAGUUCGUUCAAGUCGUCAUCUGCGGGCACAGGGAAAACAUUUCAGCGACCUUUGCCCUUACUACGACCACCUCAGGCAGGAUUUUCCCGCUCCCAACACAAUUCUGGAUAUCCGGGCUCUGCAUACGUCCAGAACCUCAGCCCGGGGCAAGACUUUUUACAACCCCCUCCUUCUGGUCCUUAUUUACCACAUUCGCAUCCUCCAUACCCUCCACACGUACCCCCGCCAAAUAUUCGAACAAUGCCUAGUAACUAUGCUCCGUAUGGCCCGCCUCAACCUCCUCCGGGAUCCGUCGUAUACGCUCCCGGUGACCCUCGAUUAGGUGGCACACUGUGUUGGAGGUGUGACGGAGAUGGCUCAAUUGGAGGGUUUCUAUUCCAGGAGCAAUGUCACGUUUGUGGAGGGUUAGGGCGAACGUAUAGACGUUGAAUCAGUUUCUUUUGGACUGCUUUUCCCUGGACGGUUGUUGUACGUUCCCAACGUUGUAUUCUUACUCUGAUGUAUCACAUUGCCUAACGAAUGCUGUCUAAUGUUAUCCACGUUGUCUUCACUAAA